Galeopterus variegatus (Sunda flying lemur) is the source of this 831-nucleotide messenger RNA. RefSeq names its product heat shock 27kDa protein 2 (gene HSPB2). Gene Ontology annotation, molecular function: structural constituent of eye lens; protein folding chaperone. The record is from RefSeq and is a predicted model, not a curated record. Lineage: Eukaryota; Metazoa; Chordata; Mammalia; Dermoptera; Cynocephalidae. The transcript has 2 exons. Gene Ontology annotation, biological process: protein refolding; response to heat. Bases 86 to 634 code for a protein of 182 amino acids.
CCGAGCCCUGGCUCUCCGGCAGCUGGAGGGUCCCGCUGCGCCUGUUGGGGCUGCACCUCGGACCAGGGCCGCCGCGUCUGCAGCCAUGUCAGGCCGCUCGGUGCCACAUGCCCACCCGGCCACUGCCGAGUACGAAUUUGCCAACCCGAGCCGCCUGGGUGAGCAGCGCUUCGGAGAAGGCCUCCUGCCAGAAGAGAUCCUGACCCCCACCCUCUACCACGGCUACUAUGUCCGGCCCCGGGCAGCCCGAGCCGGGGAGGGGAGCAGGGCAGGGGCCUCUGAGCUUAGGCUCAGUGAGGGCAAGUUCCAGGCAUUUCUGGAUGUGAGCCACUUUACUCCAGAUGAGGUGACCGUGAGGACUGUGGACAACCUGCUGGAGGUGUCUGCCCGCCACCCCCAGCGCCUGGACCGCCACGGCUUCGUGUCCCGAGAGUUCUGCCGCACCUACGUCCUGCCUGCUGAUGUCGACCCCUGGCGGGUCCGAGCUGCUCUCUCCCAUGAUGGCAUCCUUAACCUGGAAGCGCCUCGGGGUGGCCGACAUUUGGACACAGAGGUCAAUGAGGUCUACAUCUCCCUGCUCUCUGCACCUCCAGAUCCAGAGGAAGAGGAGGAGGCAGCCAGUGUUGAGCCCUGAUUGCCACAGAUCCAGCACCCAGCUAAUCCCUUUCUACCUCCUGCAGUGAUACCAGCAGCUACCCACCACCCCAGAGGUAGCAGCAUCUGGGGGAAGAGAAAGGUGCAUGGUCCACAGUGUAUGCUUUGGUCCCUUGGGACAUGUCAUAGCCUUUGGUUUAGUUCUGAGUGGGACUGAAUAAACCCAUAUCUCAGGGU